UCAUUUCUUCUUAAAGGAAUGCACUGACAGAAGUGUGAGCAUGAUGGAAGUUAGUAGAAACAACUAACCUGCAGAGAAGGAGAGGCCGCAACUAUGGAUGAUUUACUCAAGUCCCAUGGUUCCACUUCCCAGAGAACAGCGCACACUCUGUGUUGGAAGAUUCUUAAUGGCACCAUAAUGGGAGUCAUGUGGAUCUACUCUCUGCAAAAAGGGGUUUGGAAAAAACCAUCUCAUCGACCUAUGAAGACCAGCCUAUCAGGCAUGUCAAGCAUUAGCCCUGAGAGGAGGACACACAUCACAUCACACCACAACAGGACUCAAUUUGGGGAGAAUUUUGACCUGAACUAAGCAUCGAAUGUCACAACCAUGGAGCCAUUUCUUGCAGUUUUGCCUUCAGUCUGGAAAAUGCAUACACAAACACACAUGUUUUCUUAGGAGCAAUGAGGUGGUCCGGGGUCCCCAUAUCACCAUCAUGACCAACCCUAAAACAUCUGUGUCCUUUGUAAUGGUCAGCGUGACAAUAUGGUUUAUUAUGCUUCUGCUCUGCCCCAGUCAACUGAGAGCCCAGCUCGGGACAACCCCCAACAUAAAACACAUUGUGGUUGGAAGGUGUUACAGUUACAUGACUCUAGUUAACCCCACAUUAAGGUAUGACUGUGAGGAGAUCUGGAGACAGUUUGAGGAGGCGGUUGUCCAUCAGUCUUCUUGUAAUGUAACAGUGGAGGAUUAUCAUCAGAUGUUUCAUGUAAUACCACAAACCUGGGUUUGUGAUAGGUUCCUCUUCUGGAGUAAAACAAGGACACUGAUGCACAGCUAUGCAGCUGUUGUACCUGACUUCUGGACACUGGAGGACACACUGGUUGGCUACAUGUUCAACGACCUCAUCUGGUGUGGCCAAAAGAAGGACUUAGGUUUUGAUUUCAGCUCUUGUCCAGAGUGGUCAGCAUGCAGAAAUCAUCCGGUGUAUUCCUUGUGGAGGCAAGCCUCACAAAAUUUUGCGGAGAUGGCAUGUGGCAACGUCACUGUAUUACUGAACGGGUCUAUUGACAACGCCUUCAAUAGGAAAAGCAUGUUUGGAAGCGUUGAACUGGACUGUCUGAAUCCAAAAAGGGUGAAUUAUGUCAACAUAAAGGUGGUGACAAAUCUAGAGGGACCCUUUAUAGAAUCAUGUAGACAAGGAUCCAUUGUAGACUUGAUCCAAAUCCUCCAGUCCAGAGGUUUCCGCUGGACCUGCACAGACAACGACCAGACCUUGACGAUCCUUCAGUGUGUCCAGAACCCCAAACACUCCUCCUGCCAGACAUUUGCAAACAGCCUGUUUCACAGAAAGAUCACAUUCAACUGAGUACCCUACGUCUGAUAUUGUUAUUUUUUAGUCUUUAACGUAUAGUGAUUUUAUUUUAACAUGGUUUUUAAUGUAAAUAAAGGUAUAAUCUGAUAUGAAACAGACUGUUAACGCUGUCAUUUUUAGAGGAACAUCGGAAACUGCUAAAAUGACUUCCUUAGAGUGCAUUUUUUAUACGCCACUUUUUUUUAAUUGAUCCCAUUUCAUUAGCAGAUUAAGUAGACAUACAGAGUCUCUUAGAGUGCAGUUGGUCUGUUUUCUGAAGCCAAAAGCUCAGCAAAGCAAAAUAUCAGGCUUUAACAGAGGUUCCUGUCAUGAAAAGGGCCCCUCUAUGAAAAAAAAUCUAGUAUUUCAGUUUUGUGCUUAAAUUACCACCCAACAAAUCUGGGGGCAGUUAUACUAGCGUUGAACAAAACUGUUCACGUUUCACAGAGUUGGAUGAACUGGGGUUAAUUGGGGGUCACCAGUUGAUUUUUUUUUAUCUGAAGCACUGUAGCAGGUUGUUGCUGUUGUGUUAAGUCCAAAGGUUAAAAUGUUAUUGCCCUUGUGUAAUAUUUUAAACAGUUUGAAAUCAGAUAUCUGUGUUUGUUUGGCUUCAUUUCACAAUUGGAAUAAUAACAUUUAUUCACAUGUUGGUUCCCUGGCAAACAUUUACUUUAAAGCGCUCAUAUUUCAUGAAUAUAGCUGUAAAACAUCCAUACUGGUAUAGCAAGAGCAAGAAACAUCCACCAAAAUGAUACCUGAGUUAUUGUGUCGUUAAGUCAUUAUAUGUCCCGUAAAACAGGUUCACUGGAAAGUCAACCUUUACUUUUGAUCCUCCUCACCAGACUCAACGACCUGCGGCAUUUCUCAUCAUAAAUGAACUACUCAGAUUGUAGCCUCUAACUAUCUUUCAACAUAAAUGAAUUUCACACAGCUACCGUAACGGUUCCCUGGUUUAAAUAUUUAUUAUUAAUUUAUUUGCCUUCUGGCAUAGAAAAAAGAGCAACAGUUUCCAAUUUGAAAGCACAAAGUCGAGAGAAAGGCAAACAUUAGUGAA
Messenger RNA from Thunnus maccoyii (southern bluefin tuna), 2384 nucleotides. RefSeq names its product ADP-ribosyl cyclase/cyclic ADP-ribose hydrolase 1-like. The transcript is spliced from 11 exons. Gene Ontology annotation, cellular component: plasma membrane. The coding region runs from base 356 to 1345 and encodes 329 amino acids. NCBI's taxonomy places the organism in Eukaryota, Metazoa, Chordata, Actinopteri, Scombriformes, Scombridae. Gene Ontology annotation, biological process: positive regulation of B cell proliferation. The record is from RefSeq and is a predicted model, not a curated record. Gene Ontology annotation, molecular function: NAD+ nucleosidase activity; phosphorus-oxygen lyase activity.